AUGAACAAUCGAGGCAAAGCCUCCAACUACCAGGAGGAGGAUGACGGUGGUGAUGUUGGUGAUGUUGGUGUUAGUGGUAUUAGUGGUGGUAGUGGUGGUAGUGGUGGCAAUGGUAGUAAUGGUAACAACGAUGGUAAUGGUGGUGAUGAUGUCGAAGUACUCGCUAACGCUAUAUAUAGCGAUCAAGAUGACGACAGUGAGGAUGAUGACGAGUGGGGACCAGAAGACGAUGCCGCGUGGCUAAGUGGGCUCGAGGACACCAAACCAGUCCGCAACCAGACCGUCGUCCAUAACGUCAUCACAAAAUGCCGGGAGAUGCUAAAGAUGUUGAAGUUCUCCGGGAAGGCAGCUCGCAUCAUGGAGGAU
Perkinsus marinus ATCC 50983 is the source of this 366-nucleotide messenger RNA. RefSeq lists its product as hypothetical. The record is from RefSeq and is a predicted model, not a curated record. Lineage: Eukaryota; Perkinsozoa; Perkinsida; Perkinsidae. The annotation marks the transcript as partial. The transcript has a single exon.